Capsella rubella is the source of this 1646-nucleotide messenger RNA. Its product is annotated as probable ADP-ribosylation factor GTPase-activating protein AGD8. The record is from RefSeq and is a predicted model, not a curated record. Gene Ontology annotation, biological process: COPI coating of Golgi vesicle. Gene Ontology annotation, molecular function: GTPase activator activity. NCBI's taxonomy places the organism in Eukaryota, Viridiplantae, Streptophyta, Magnoliopsida, Brassicales, Brassicaceae. The transcript has 7 exons. The coding region runs from base 165 to 1403 and encodes 412 amino acids.
AUUUACAGAUUUGAUUGAAGAAGAAAGAGGAAAUAAACCUAACAAAUAGAGAAGUCUUCAUUUCUUUCAAAAUUCAUUCGAGGAGGUGAUCCAUUGUUUCUCACCUCUUCAGAUUUUGAUUCUUCGUUCACAUUUUGUUGUAAAAACCUUCAAUUUGAUCUACAAUGGCUUCCUCUGCUGACAAUCUUACCGACAAAAACAUUGUUUUCAGAAAACUCAAAUCAAAAUCUGAGAACAAGGUCUGCUUCGAUUGUAGUGCGAAGAAUCCAACAUGGGCAUCGGUUACUUAUGGGGUUUUUCUCUGUAUCGAUUGUUCAGCUACGCAUCGGAAUCUCGGUGUUCAUAUCAGUUUCGUCAGAUCAACGAAUUUAGAUUCAUGGAGCCCUGAGCAGCUCAGGACAAUGAUGUUUGGUGGCAACAACCGUGCUCAGGCUUUUUUCAAGCAGCAUGGAUGGACUGAUGGUGGCAAAGUUGAGGCUAAGUACACUUCGAGAGCUGCUGAUUUGUAUAGGCAAAUGCUUGCUAAAGAAGUUGCUAAAGCGAUUGCUGAAGAAACUAGUUCUGGCUUACCUUCAUCCCCUGUUGCUACUUCUCAGCUACCGGAAGCAUCUAAUGGGGUUUCUUCUUAUUCUGUCAAGGAAGAGUUACCUCCUCCUAAACAUGAAGCUAUCAGUGCCACCUCUUCUCCUAAAGCUUCUAAUACAGUUGUGCCUAGUACGUUUAAGAAACCCAUAGGUGCUAAGCGGACAGGAAAAACUGGUGGUCUUGGUGCAAGGAAGCUUACCACUAAGUCAAAGGAUAAUCUGUAUGAGCAGAAACCAGAAGAAGUUGCUCCGGUUAUUUCUGCCGUGUCUUCAACUAAUAACGGGGAAAGCAAAUCAUCAGCUGGUUCGUCAUAUGCCUCUCGGUUUGAGUACAAUGACGACUUCCAAUCUGGAGGACAAAGUGGUGGUGGUACACAAGUGCUUAACCAUGUUGCUCCACCAAAGUCAUCAAGCUUCUUUUCGGAUUUUGGAAUGGACAGUUCUUACCCCAAGAAAUCAAGCUCCAACUCCUCAAAAUCUCAAGUUGAAGAAUCUGAUGAAGCAAGAAAGAAGUUCACAAAUGCAAAGUCCAUUUCUUCAGCUCAGUACUUUGGGGAUCAGAACAAAAACGCUGAUAUGGAAUCCAAAGCUACUCUUCAGAAGUUUGCAGGCUCAGCAUCUAUCUCAAGCGCUGAUUUUUACGGUCACGACCAAGAUGAUUCCAAUAUUGAUAUAACUGCUAGCGAUCUCAUUAACAGGCUUUCUUUCCAGGCGCAACAAGAUCUGUCGUCGCUGGUGAACAUAGCAGGCGAAACAAAGAAGAAGCUUGGAACUCUAGCUUCUGGUAUAUUCAGUGAUAUCCAAGACAGAAUGCUGUGAGAAGAACGACACAAGCUCUCACAUGUUUUUGGUUCUACAGAGAAAAAAAAAAGUAAAAGAAAAGCUUUGUCGGAAACUUCCAAUGAGGUUCACGUUUCUCUGUUUUUUUAUAGAGCUUUUUGGAAUAUACUGAGACGUACGUGGCUAUCGUUGUUACUUGUUAUCAAUCUAUAUGGAUAUUAUAUAAUAUACUAUUGGAAUAUGUUAUAGACUUUAUAUUAAUCUUUGUUUGUUUGCACAAAA